AUGCCCAUCCGCAAAGCAAACGACCUCCCCGCCAUCCACCGCUACAUAACCACACACAGCACCGAAGGCGAAGCCGUCUUCGUCUCCCACUCCCAGCUCCCAGAGUACAUCCCUUCACACAAAGCCGGAGAGGACGGCGAGAUCUCUCUCCUCUACGCGACGGUCAACACGCCCGUCAGCGUCGAGGAUGAGCUAGACAUCGCGGCAUACGACGAUUUCCUCCACGUCUCCCCGGGCCUGACGACGCAGCAGGGCACGGUGCUGAGGAUGAUCGAUCUCAAGCCCGGGAAGAUCACGCCCAUGCAUCGCACCGUGAGCUUUGACUACGGGGUUGUGCUGGAGGGAGAGGUCGAUUUGAUUCUCGAUUCGGGGCAGACGCGCAUCCUUCAUAGGGGGGAUGUCAGUGUGCAGAGGGGCACGGCGCAUUCGUUUCGCAAUCGCAGCGACUCGCAGUGGUGUCGGUUGAUGUUUGUCUAUAUGCCAUUGCAGAAGAUUGAGAUCAAGGGGAAGCAGUUGGAGGCGGAGGAGUAUGAGGAGAAGUAUGACCAGGAGGACGGGGAGAAGGGCGAAGGAGACGAGGACAAGAAUAAAGGAAAUGGGAACGGAAACAGAAAGAAGAAAUAA
Messenger RNA from Monascus purpureus, 624 nucleotides. The record is from the annotation of a GenBank genome assembly. NCBI's taxonomy places the organism in Eukaryota, Fungi, Ascomycota, Eurotiomycetes, Eurotiales, Aspergillaceae.